GAUGCAAGAGCAACUUUAUUUAUAUUCAGAAAAUUUAGAAAUGAAAUAAAUUUGUAUUAUAAAUAAUUAGAUUGGGAAAAGGAUAAAUAAAAAAAAUAAAAUUCAAAAAGCAAACAGAAAAAUUUCAAAAAUAAAGUUAAAAAAACUUAGAAACAGUAGACAUCAAAUAAGAAGACUUAAAAUUAAUAAUAAUAGAUUGAAGAACCUUAAAAGGAAAAUAAUAGAAAGCAAUUAUAAGUUUAAAGGAAAUAAAUAUCAAAAAAGAAAAGUUAAUGAUGUAAACAUUAAAAGCUUAAUAUUAAUUUAAAAAAUAUGUAUAAUAUUAAAAUUUCUCCCAAACAAAAAUCAGAUGACAGAUCUAUAAUGAAUUAAAUAUUGAAGGAAGAAGCAUUUUUCUUGAAUCAGAAGCAAGGCGAUAUUCAUUCUUUUAUUUUAGAUGAUGAUUAAGAUUAGCUACUUAAUAAAUUACUUAACAUUCAUAAGAUGACUAAUAUAGACAAGGAAAACUAUACUAAACAUAUAAGUUAUUGUGUAAGAAAUUUAGGAUAAAAAUCAAUUGAUAAAUUGGCAUUGAUUAUGGAAAAAUAUGUAAUAUUGUCUUAAUAAUUAUUUUAGAAAAAUGAAGAUGAAAGAUUUUAAAUCAUGUUUAUAGAAUAACUUAAUUUAAUAUAUGAAGGAUCUCAUUAAGCUUAAUAACCUGUAAUACAAAUCUUAAGCUUUUUUUUGUUGAAUAGUAUUUUGAAAAUCAAAGAACUUGCAGGUUGUUAAUUGACAAAAAUUGCUCUUCAUUUAUAAGGAGAUGAGAAAGGAAAUUAAUUAUUACCAAUCAUUAUAAAGAUGGCACAUGAUGAUCUUAAUUAAGAUAAUAGAAUAGUGGCUUUGUAAUUAAUGGGAAAGCUGUCAUCAAUGUUUGGAAUCUAAUUAAGUGAAUCUUUUAUUGCAUUUGAAGUAAUGUCUCUAGGAGAAGAUUCAAAAUAAGAUGUAAGAAGAGAAGCAGUAAAUUAAUUACCUUUAGUAGCGAAAGUAGUUGGUAAAGACUUUUUUAAUAAAAAAUUAUUUCCAUUCUAUAUGAAAAGAUGUAAAGAAUCAAAUACUAAAGUAAAAACUGCAUGUGUUGAACAUUUUUUAUAGAUUGUUGAAUUAUCAUCAUAAAAUUAAAAAACUGUUGAUUUAACACCUCAGAUAUUACAAUUCUAGAAGUAAUGAGAUAAUUACAUUUUUAGUGAUUCAAAUAAGUAUAUAAAGGGAGUUGCAUAUAGAUGUUUAGCUAGAUUUAUUGCGGCUAUUGAAAAAGAGAAAAUUGAACCAAAAUUAAUUGAAAAUUACCUUAAAAUGGCUGAUUCAGAUAUUAGAGAAUUACUACCUGAAUAAUAAGUAAUGUUUGCUUGUGCUUAUGGUUUUCCUGCAGUAUUAUAGACAGUUGGAGUUGCAAGAUGGUAAUAAUUGCAUAAAUUAUUUAAUCAUUUAUGGAAAUAAAAAAAUGAAAGAAUUUGUAAAACUUUAGCAGCAAGUCUUCAUGAAAUUGCUAAAAUUAUUGGCGCUGAAAGAGCUGAAAUAGAUUUAUUUCCUAUUUUAGAGAAUAUUUUUGUUAAAGAACCAAACGAUAAUGUCCUAAUGGGUUGUGUUAAAAAUUUAUCGUAAUUUUUAAAAAUAUUUUCUGAUGAAAAAAAAGAAGCUUUUUUGGAAAUAUUUUUUUUUAUUUAAAAAGAUCAAAAAAAAUGGAGAAUUAGAGAAUCUAUUGCUAAUUAAUUAGAUGAAAUGGCUCUUAUAUUUCCAGCAGAUAUUAUAUUUAAAAUGAUUAUGCCUAUUGCAUUUAAGUUAUGUACAGAUAAUGUAGCAUAAGUUAGAAAAAUAGCGUCAUCAAAAAUAUUUUCAUUUUUUUAAGGAAUAAAAAAUUCACCUUUGUCUGAAUAAUAUAAAAUAUGCAUUAUAGAAAGUAUGAUUGGUUUUUAAAAGUCAUCAGUUUUCUACCAAAGAUAAUCGUAAAUAUUAUUUUAUAUAACUUAAGUUUUGUUUAAAUGUGUUCAAAGAUAAUGAAUUUAGAAGAUGACAUUUUUGAGAAAUAUCUUCUUUAACCUUUAUUAGAAUUAGCAUUAGAUAAAGUUUAAAGUGUCAAAUAUAUGUUAUAUAUGGCUUUAGAUAAUCAUUAAAAAAAUUAAGGUAAUUAAUUUAUUUUGAUUUAAAUAGGAAAACUAUCAAAGAAUUAAUAAUUAUUAGAUAUCUAUAAUUCAUUAUAAAAUGACAAAACAAUCAAGUCUCUUAUAAAAUAUACACCAACUAUAGAAACUAAAGUUCAAGAAUCAGAGUCUAAUUAAUAAGAUAAUUCAAUUAAUAAUUAGUAAUCUACAAUUAGUUAGGAACCUUAAUUAGAAGAAAUUGAUGAUGAUGAAAUUCCAUAAAGACAAGUAUAACAGGAACCAGAAAUCUUGAAAUAAUUGAGAGAAGAAAAAUAAUAGUUUAUAAAAAAAUAAGAGGAAUUAUAAUAGGCAUAAUUAUAAAAAGAAUUAGAUGUAAAUAUAGUUGAAGAAGUUUAAGAAUUAUCUUUAAAUGAGAAUUCAGAAGCUAAUCUUUUAGCUGAUUAAAGUACUGAAUUAAUUUAAAAUAAUGAAUCUUAAGAAUUAUAAUAGUUUGAAUAAUUAUAAGGAUAAGGAGAAUAAUAGUAAAAGUAGAAUGAGGGAUUAUAAUUGAAUGAGGAAUAUUAAUAAGGAUCAUAAAAUGAUUAAAAAGAAUUAAAUACUGAAGAAGAUGCUUAAUAACUUUGA
Paramecium sonneborni is the source of this 2762-nucleotide messenger RNA. The record is from the annotation of a GenBank genome assembly. NCBI's taxonomy places the organism in Eukaryota, Ciliophora, Oligohymenophorea, Peniculida, Parameciidae.